AUGGACUACACUAUGGAAGAUACUCAGAACGCAGCGCCCGAUGCGCUGCAAGCCUCCAAGCUGAAUUCCUCCGCCCAGCGCAAUGACACGCAGAGUGUGACCAAGCGCCUGCAAGCUGAGCUGAUGCAGCUCAUGCUCUCGCCCUCGCCCGGCAUCUCUGCGUUCCCGGAUGCUGACGGCAACCUCCUCUCAUGGACAGCGACCAUCACCGGCCCAACCGAGACGCCCUAUGAAGGCCUGACUAUGAAGCUCUCCUUUGCCUUCCCCAACAAUUAUCCCUACUCUCCUCCGACUGUCCUCUUCAAAACCCCUAUCUACCACCCCAACGUGGACUUCUCCGGCCGCAUCUGCCUCGACAUUCUCAAGGACAAAUGGAGUGCUGUCUACAAUGUCCAGAGUGUGCUGCUGAGUCUGCAGAGCUUGCUGGGUGAGCCUAACAACGCGAGCCCUCUCAACGCCCAAGCAGCAGAGCUCUGGGAUUCCGACCAAGAAGAGUUCAAGCGCCACGUCCUGGCCCGCCACCGUGACCUCGACGAUGAUUAA
Messenger RNA from Penicillium alfredii, 543 nucleotides. Its product is annotated as putative ubiquitin conjugating enzyme (UbcK). The record is from RefSeq and is a predicted model, not a curated record. The transcript is spliced from 3 exons. NCBI's taxonomy places the organism in Eukaryota, Fungi, Ascomycota, Eurotiomycetes, Eurotiales, Aspergillaceae. The coding region runs from base 1 to 543 and encodes 180 amino acids.